Molecule: messenger RNA, 1687 nt
Organism: Chrysoperla carnea
Lineage: Eukaryota; Metazoa; Arthropoda; Insecta; Neuroptera; Chrysopidae
Gene: FipoQ
Product: F-box/LRR-repeat protein fbxl-1
Exons: 7
Coding region: 110-1654 (514 amino acids)
Biological process (GO): SCF-dependent proteasomal ubiquitin-dependent protein catabolic process; positive regulation of protein ubiquitination
Cellular component (GO): SCF ubiquitin ligase complex
Molecular function (GO): protein binding
Source: RefSeq, a predicted model, not a curated record
GUAUCAGACAUUUAGCUACACUUGUAUAACACUAUCAUAUUCAUUUUACCGAAAAAAUUAUUUUUUUAAAAUUAUUUAUUUAAAAAGAAAUAUUGAUUAAUUAUUGAAAAUGGAUGGUGAUAUCUGGAGUCAGAUGGCCGUUGAGGCCUCUCAAGUGUAUUUAACAGACGGUACAACAGCUCGAAGUCCUUUUGCAGGAACGACCAUCGAAAAAUUACCCGACAAAGUCUUAUUAAACAUCUUCAGUUAUUUAUCACAUCGGGAAAUAUGUCAAAUGGCCAAAGUAUGCCGUAAAUGGCGUCUAAUUGCAUACGAUACACGUUUAUGGCAGAAUGUCUCAUUACGUCCAGAAAUAUCCGGUUUACAUGUUGGAUCACUGGAAUCUUUGUUAGCAUUGAUAAGUGUACGUUUUGGACCCUCGUUACGUUACAUUGAACUCCCGAUUGAAUUAAUUACGCACAACGUAUUGCAUGAACUUGCAAGUAAAUGUCCAAAUUUAACGCAUAUGUUAUUGGAUUUUUCCACUGCUAUGCAGUUACACGACUUCAGUGAAAUGCAAGCUUUUCCGGCAAGAUUGAAAUAUUUGUGUAUAUGUUUGUCGGAAGUCAUCUUUAUGGAAGGUUUUAUGCGAAAAAUUUAUAAUUUUAUUAAUGGACUGGAAAUUUUACAUUUGAUUGGAACAUAUGAGAAAAUUGAAGAAGAAGAAGAGGAAAUUUAUGAGGUUAUCAACGUGCAUAAGUUAAAAUCGGCAACACCGAAUUUACGUGUUAUUAACUUGUAUGGUAUUAAUUUUGUGGAUGACAGUCACAUCGAUGCGUUUAGUUCAAAUUGUAUUCAGCUGGAAUGUUUAGCAGUAAAUUAUUGUGCAAAAGUAACUGGUUCUACAAUGAAAACAUUAUUCCAAAGAAGUCGAAGAUUACGAUGUUUAUUAAUGAAUGGAACAAAUUUGAAAAGUGAAUAUGUAAUGGAAGUUGAAUGGGAAAAAUCAUCCGUUCAAGAAUUGGAUAUCACAGCCACCGAUGUAUCCACGGAGUGUUUAAUUGAUAUGUUAACUCGAAUACCAAAUUUAAGAUUUUUGAGUGCUGGUCAAUUGAAUGGAAUGAACGAUUCUGUUUUGAAAGCGUGGAUUGAAAGUGGCACAGCUAAAAAUUUAGUGUCUCUAGACUUGGAUAGUUCAGACAAUUUAACAGACGAAGCAUUAUAUAAAUUUUUAUCGCGAUAUGGACAUCAAUUGUGGGGUCUAAGUUUAGCUGGAAUGUCACAUAUUACGGAUCAAUUGUGGCAAGGAAUUUUACCAAUUCUUACAAAUGCCAAAAUAUUAAUUAUGGGAACACAAGAACGUUUAGGUGUAAAUAUUUUAGUGGAUCAAUUGAUGGAUGGAAUUUCAAAUAAUUGUGUAAAUUUGGAACGUAUUGAGUUACGAUGGGAUCCAGAUAAUUUACGUUUCUCUGAUAAAAGUCAAAAAGCCAUUGAUUUUAUUCGUGUUAAAUGUUUGAAAUUACGAUGCCUAGUUUUAAGUGAUGGUCGUUAUUAUGAAGUAGUGAAAGCAAAUUUUGAACGUGCUGACAGAAUGACAGUGGUGCGAACAAUUACAAACUGUCGAGUCUCUUGCUACUACUUAUUAUCCAAUUACAAAGAAUUAAUAUUCAAUUAAAUAAUUGGAAUUUUGGAAAAAUAAAGAAUUACA